Messenger RNA from Ruditapes philippinarum (Manila clam), 5336 nucleotides. RefSeq lists its product as uncharacterized. The transcript is spliced from 7 exons. Bases 1321 to 3297 code for a protein of 658 amino acids. The record is from RefSeq and is a predicted model, not a curated record. Lineage: Eukaryota; Metazoa; Mollusca; Bivalvia; Venerida; Veneridae.
CAUAGGUUAAUUUUGUCCCCGCCUUCUCGAAGAAAAAAGGGGAUAUAAAAAAACUCCGUCCGUCUGUCAAUGCCUCUAUCCGUCGGUCCGUCACACUUUCAUGUCUGGUCCAUCACUUUGUCAUUUAUCAAAGGAAUUCGAAAUAACUUGGCAAAAGUGUUUGAUACAAUAAAACGAUGUGUCAUGCGCAACAAUCAUACGCCUACCUCCAGGGUCAAGGUCGCACUUGCUCAUUCAAGGUCAACAUUUUCUAUUUGAGGGUAUAUAAUCGUGUCGGUCCAUAACCUAUUUAUCUUUGUAGGGAUUUUGUAAAUACUUGCCACAAUUUAUCAAAAUAAUGAGACGAUGUGUCAUGUGCAACAACCGGUCACCUACCUCUAAGGUCAAGGUCACACUUUGAGGUCAAAGAUCAACAUAGUCAUUUAUAGGGUAUAUAUUUUGUGUCACGUCAGUAAGUUUUUCAUAGAUCAAAGGAUUUUAAAAUACUUGGCACAAAUAGUCACUAUAAUAAAACAAUGUAUCAUGCGCAACACCUGCAUCCCUGCCUCCAAAGUCAAGGUCACACUCAGAGGUCAAAAACUAAUAGAGUCUGUAAUAUGGUAUAUUUUGUGUCCGAUCUAGAACUUCUUCAUAGUUCAAGGGAUUUUGAAAUAACUUGGCACAAAUAGUCGCAAUAAUAAGACGAUAUUUCAGGCGCAAAACAUUGGUCCCUACCUCCAAGGUCAAUGUCACACUUAGAGGUUCAAAGAUUUACAUAGUCUGUUAUAUGGUAUAUUUUGUGUCCAGUCCAUAACUUUUUCACAGAUCAAGAUAUUUUUAAAAUACUUUGCACAAAUAAUCACAAUGAUAAGACGAUAUGAUAGGCGAAAACAUGGCUUCCUACCUCCAAGGUCACACUAAGAGGUCAAAGAUUAACAUAGUCUGUUAUAGGGUAUAUUUCGUGUCCGAUCUAUAACUUCUUCAUAAAUCAAGGGAUUUUGAAAAUACGUGGCACAAAUAGUAACAAUAAUAAGACGACAUGUCAUGCUUAACACCUGCACACCUACCUCCAAAUUCAAGGUCACAUUUGGAGGUCAAAGCAUAGCAUUAUAGAUUUCUUAAUUCCGUGUUUCAUUUUAUUUCUUUAAUAAUUUCAUUGUUGCAUUUGCAGAUCUUGCAUUGAUCAUAAUUUUUUACUAUAUGUCCUGAGAUCUUAACCUCAAUCUUUUGAAAUAACACAAUUUUAUGCUUCAUAUGAAACUUCCCUGAGGCGGGGGACGUUUGUGACUCUGUUACAAAUUAUUGUUGAAAUAAGUCUUGAUUUGUUUAAAUUUACUACCGAUGACAGAUGUAUCAAAAGUGCAUGGCAUCAGUAAAGAGGAAGAGGUUAAUUGGGUAAAAUCAGUACUUGCACUCAAGAUCACAGCAGACGACGCUAUGACAUAUUUAGCGAGGUCAACUUUCAAACAAUUUUUCAACAGUUUGAAUUCAAAUGAGAAAAUGAGCCUUGAAACUUUGCUAGAUAUCGCUCAAAAUCGAAUCAAAGGCUUCGCAUUAACACGAGUGAAAGAUCAUCGUGUAUGGGUGGUAGACUUACCAGAGUGUAAGUCUUUGUUGGAGAAGCUUGUAGCAGCUCAUUUGGAACCAGAAUAUAUUGGAUGGGAAAAUAUUAGAGAUACUAAUGUGGAAAGGUACUGGAAGAUCGCAAAGCUUUACAUGCCACACGGAAACAAGGAUAGCACUUGUCCAGAGGAUGCAGACAUGAUUGCAAUAUUUCAUAUGUUGAGAAACUUCAAAGUGAAAGAUUUUGCUGAGGAAAGGAAAGAAAUAGUUGAGAUGAUUUGUCACGUGAACUAUUUAUUACGUACUCCCAACAACAAAGUUUCUGAAAGGAAAAUGUUUUCAAUACUCGAGAAUAUUUACCAAUUCAUGAAGAGUACUGAGUUGAGUGAAGGUGUCAGAUCAAUGGCAAAGGAUAAACUUGAAAAGGUUCAACUCAUAUCGAAUUGCGACGAAUGGUACAAGAGAAUUCUACGUGAACAAAAAUCAGAUCGUGCAUUUGAACGGGACAGAACUAAUCAAUUUUUAAACAUCACGGAAAAGCUACUAGUCGAAUUUACAAACAAAACAAGAUUUACCAUUGCACGAGCAUAUAAUGAACCUUUGUCGGAUAAAACUAAAGACGCAACAGCAGUAAGCGAUAUUGAAGCAAUAGGAGGACCGUCAAGUUUAUUAUAUGGUUCGACAUUAGGUGCAACUAGUGGUGGAACAUCGUUUGUUUGGAAAAAAAGCACUGUAAACCCGCCUAGCAAAUCAUCUGACGAAGAACACAAAAAGUCGACGCAGAGAAGGUUCCUUUCUCCUGAUUCUGAUGAAGAUUUAUUAGAAGUUCAUGGCAUCAGUAAAGAGGAAGAGGUAAAUUGGGUAAAAUCAGUACUUGCACUCAAGAUCACAGCAGACGACGCUAUGACAUAUUUAGCGAGGUCAAUUUUCAAACAGUUUUUCGACAGUUUGAAUUUUAAUGAGAAAAUGAACCUUGACAAUUUGCUGGAUAUCGCUCAAAAUCGACACAAAGACUACAAAUUAACACGAGGGAAAUAUAAUCGUGUAUGGGUGGUAAACUCACCAGAAUGUAGGUCUUUGUUGGCGAAGCUUGUUUCAGCUCAUUGGGAUCCAGCAUAUAUUGAAUGGGAAAAUAUUGGAGAUGUUCAUAUGGACAGCUACUGGAAGAUCGCAAAACUAUACAUGCCAAAAGGAAACAAGGAUAGCACUUGUCCAGAAGAAACAAACAUGCUUGCAAUAUUUCAUUUGUUGAGAAAUUUCAAAGUGAAAGAUUUUGUUGAGGAGAGGAUAGAAAUAGAUCAGAUGAUUCGUCACAGCAACUUUUUAAUAUUUCUUUCUCAAGAAAACAGAAUAUCGGAAAAGAAAAUGACUGAAAUUUUCAAGAAUAUAAAUAAAUUCCUGGAGAGUAAAAAAUUGAGUGACGAAAUCAAAUCGAAGACAAAGGAUAGACUUGAAAAGGUUCAACUCAUGUCGAAUAUCGGCACAUGGACAUGGAUCUGGUACAAGACAGUCCUACCAAAACAAAGAAAACGUCUUGCAGUAACACUGGACAGAACUGAGCAAUUCUUGAAUAUCACUCAAUGGCUACUAUUGGUACUUAAAUUAGAAAGAAGACAUGCCAUGAUAAGAGAAAAGUAUCACCAUGUGUGGUAUAUGUUUCUUUAUGCAUUAGUAGGAGCGCUUACUGGUUUAGUAAUUGGUUGUGUAUCAGGUGCCACUAUUGGAGCAUUACUACGGUUUUUCGAAUGGUUAUAGGACUGCAGCUCUACUGCUCACACAUUUUGAUUUACGUACACAAUUUUACACGAGACAAUAUUCGGAACAUGUUCACUAUAUACAGUGAAAAAUCAAUACUAAAUAAUUACAAUAACAAUUCCGUUUAUUUUCAAAUGACAAGGGGUAAGAAGCCAGGCGUACGCUAACAAUACAAUAUUUAUUAAAUGACGUUCUUGACGUUGAUAUGUAUCAAUUGAAACGUAUCUUUUUCUACUAAAAACAGUAUAUAUAAACUCGACUAAACAAUAAUUAUUGCAAAUCCCAGCAUUAACUAAUUAUAAUUCUUAAUCAAAAUUUACAAACCUGACAUGAAAAAAAUAAUGCAAGACAUUCUAAAGCUACCAUCCUACACAUACAUGUCUUAUCCGACGAAAAAAAUAUCUUCUUAAAGCUUAAGCAAAUUUUAUCAUGCUUUGAUUUUAAACCGUUGCAAUGCUUUAUUUUGUUAAUAUUGAUUUAAAUUAUAAAAUUACCCGUCAAUAGGUUGCAAGUAGAUCCUUUGGAUUCAAGUAGAACAUGUGUGCGCUUGGUAAAGUUUUGUUACCCUGCAAUCGACUGCUGCACAAUAUAUCAUAGAGAAUUAUUUCGAUAAAAAGAGACAAAAAUUUGAAGAACAUAUCUUGGUAUUCCUGUUUUUAAGUGGGAUGUCCUACUCGCUACAUGUUAACAGGUGUGAUGAUACGGGUAAAAAUGUACCUCGUGAAAACUGCAUUUUAACUUCUAUGCAAAAUUAUUUACUGUAAACGAUAUGUUGAUGCUUAAGACUCGUUUUGUGUGGUAAAGUAACUUUAAUUGAUGAUUUAAGUUUCAAAUGUUUUUCACUUCAUGGUUUUCCAUUUUUACUUAAAAGAAGUAAUCUUUUUAAGACACCGUCUUCUUUUCUUUUAGACACUUUCUUUGUAAAAUAAUCGGUAAACGGCAGACUUUGUCGGCUUGUCGGCAAACCGGCUAUAAAUAGUGUUUCGAAAUUGUUGUAUAUAUAUCAAAAUGUUAUAUAAAUGUUUUAUUUGGCAAUAUUGACCAGAGACAUUUGAAUAUUCAAUGACCGUUUGUCGUUAAUUGUCGGAUUCCAAAGUUAAUUUUACGAUUUUUAAAUUAUGUCAUAACGGUAUAUAUGUUUAUGUAUAACCUAAGUUACCGACACAACUAGCCCCUGGGAUAAGACGUUACGAGUUUCUUGUUUCAUAUUAAAGGCCGUAGUUUUGAAUUUUAAUGGAACAUCAUUUCUUUGUUGUUUUUUUUGUGUUUUUGUUUUUGUUUUUUAUUUGAGAAACCUUUUUGUAUGCCAAUCACCCAUGCACAACUGUACAACUGUACAAAUUGAAGAUUACAUUUUUAUCUUUAUAUCAAAUUAUUUAGAGAUAAAGAAAUCCGAAAGAAAGGUACUUUUUUGAGGAUACACACUUUCAAUUUCGUUAUUACUAGGCCAUCGGGACGUUAGUAUACUAUGAAGUAGGGAGAACAUUUAUACCAUUACAAAUCAAUAAGUAAAACGUUAUAAAUUACGGAAACUAGCAAAAAUGUUUCUGGAAAUGAAUGAGAUUCAUAUCAAUAUUGCCAAACAAUUAUGUAACCAUUUUUAUUAAAGACAUUUUAAAGCUGUAUUGCGUGUGUAAAUAUAAUUUACUUGUUACUAGAUUCCCGUAACUGUUGCAAUGUACUUCAAAUAUUUUCUGUUUCAUUGGAUAAGACAAUUUUACACUGCACCUGUACCUGUAAUACUUAGAUAAUACACAUAUUGCUUUCUGAUGCUGUCAAUACAUGUUAAACACGCACUGACACCUCACGCACACACCCCAUCCCUAUCCGUUCUUUAAUUUUAGAGUUAUGCUGUAAGUUGUAUCUACUUUUUCAGCUUUUUAUCAUUGACAAAACUAUAUUGCUUUCAUUGUGAUAGAUAAAACACGUUUUUGAAAAAUCAUGUAAUGGUUGUCAGCAAUAAUAAAUGUUUUAAAUGGAAAUAUGGAUUUAUUAUUAUUAUUAUCAUUAUUAUAUUUUGAAUAUUUAAAAGAAUGUUG